This is a messenger RNA of Aspergillus costaricaensis CBS 115574, 1539 nucleotides long. RefSeq names its product putative transporter. Gene Ontology annotation, molecular function: transmembrane transporter activity. Lineage: Eukaryota; Fungi; Ascomycota; Eurotiomycetes; Eurotiales; Aspergillaceae. The transcript is spliced from 4 exons. Bases 1 to 1539 code for a protein of 512 amino acids. Gene Ontology annotation, biological process: transmembrane transport. The record is from RefSeq and is a predicted model, not a curated record.
AUGCAGGCCGUCCAUGUGGACAAAGGAUUUAUCCUUUCAUUCACAGCGCUGGCUUCCGUUGCCCUGCUGGUAGCUCUAGAUGGAACAUCUAUAUCAGUUGCCCUGCCAAUUAUUUCCAACAGGCUGGGUGGAACCGCAAUCCAAGCAUUUUGGACAGGGACUUCAUACUUACUAUGCUCUACUGUGCUUCAGCCCAGUUUCGGGUCCCUCUCGCAGCUUUUCGGGAGAAAGCCACUCAUCAUGCUGGCCCUUCUAUUCUUUGUUGUCGGUGCCAUUGUGGCCGCCACCUCGCAGAAUUUCACCAUCAUGAUUGUCGGACGGUCACUGCAGGGCGUGGGGGGAGGAGGUGUUGUGACACUGAUUGAGAUAAUCAUUACGGACUUGGUGCCAUUGCAGCUGCGUGGCCAUUAUUUUGGCAUGAUUGGAACAGUACUGAGCAUCGGCUCUGUGACGGGGCCAGUCGUGGGCGGCGGCUUCGCAGAGCGGGUUAUCUGGAGAUGGAUCUUCUAUAUCAAUGUUCCCAUCGCCGGAGCAUCCCUCUUCCUCAUACCUUCAAGCCUCAAAGCCCAUUCAUCCACUCCCGCUCCUCUAAAGGCGAAACUCCGAAGUAUCGACUACUCUGGAGUGGUUCUGUUCGUGGCCAGUAUGACUUCUUUCCUGAUCGGAGUCACCUGGGGCGGCGUAAUCUACCCCUGGCGCUCAGUCCAGACUUUCUGCCCAAUUUUCCUGUCCAUGAUCGGCAUGAUACUAUUCGCCUACCACGAGACCUCCCGAGCAGUCGAUCCAAUUAUCCCCAUUUCCAUAUUCGGCACGCCUACCGCAAUAGUAGGGUUCAUUGGUGUCACCGCGCAUGGCCUCAUCCUGUCGUGUGUCCUAUAUUACCUCCCUUUCUACUUCGAAGCCGUGAAAGGCUACACUCCGAUAUUGGCCGGGACUGCCCUUCUGCCACUCACAUUUACACUGUGUCCGAGCGCCAUUAUCGUAGGACUACUGAUUACCCGCUGGGGCCGCUACCGCUGGGCUGUGAUCAUCGGAUCCUUUCUUGCCUGUUUGGGCUCUGGCAUUCUUUGCAUCAUCAACACCCAUACAAGCGUGGCUGGAUGGGUCUGUCUAAUGCUUGUCCCUGGCCUCGGACUCGGGUUCCUUUUUCCUGCCCUAAUAUAUGUGAUCCAGACAUCUGCUGAGCCGCGUCAUUUGACCAUGGCGGUGGCUAUGUGCAGCUUUUUCCGGUCGCUGGGGCAGGCCGUCGGUAUCGCAAUCGGGGGUGUCAUCUUCCAGAACUGCAUGUACUCUAAUCUCAUGAAGUAUCCAGCUCAUGUGCCUCAUGCAGAUGAAUACAGUAGGGAUGUUGCUUCGUUGGUGGAGACCCUGCGGAUGAUGCCGGGAUCUGCGGCCAAAGAGGAUUUGAAGACGGCGUAUUCGGAUAGUCUACGCAUUGUAUGGGCUGUUUGUUGUGCUUUGGCAGGAUGCAGUGCACUCUUGAGCUGGCUCAUUAGAGACUAUAAUUUGAUAGCAGAUGAGCCUGUUCGGGAGGGGUGA